CUAGCUAGCUUGCUCGCUAGCCUUCAAAUCAACAAAACAGAAUCAGACAGCAUCAUUUGAGAUGUGCACAGCCCGCACCCGUCCCUGUUGGAAGUGUUUUGUGUAUCUAAGUUAUUUAACCUUAAUGAUCUGACAAAUGACAUAUGAGGAGUAAACGGUAUCCUCCGAUGUCAUUGUCACAUGCAUCUCGUUAGGAAUAUCCAGAAAGACCGGAGAACGGAUAUUUGACUGCCAAUAGUGGAGGAUGGAUUUAUCAGGACGGUGAAAUCAGACACUUGGAAUUACUGGCUAGCGUGGUCCUGUACAACCAGCAUCGCUAGACGUAAGGGGACAACCUCAGCAGGUUCUGUUCACGAACAGAGCUUCUUCCCGGGCAAGGGAGUUCCCACCGGUAGUCUUUCCCAGCCAUGGCGUUGGUAACGCUGCAGCGCUCUCCCACCCCGAGCGCUGCCUCCACAGCCAGCACCACUACCACGAACGCGGGGGAGGACUUCGGGAGCGAUGAUGAGCGGAGGUUAAACCAGAGCCUGAGCGAGAGCUUCUUCAUGGUGAAGGGUGCGGCCCUCUUCCUGCAGCAGGGCAGCAGUCCCCAGUGCCAGAAGGCCCACCCCCACCACAAACACGCAGGUGACCUGCCUCAGCAUCUGCAGGUGAUGAUAAACAUUCUCCGCUCAGAAGACAGAAUCAAGCUGGCGGUGCGGUUGGAGAGCGCCUGGUCGGACCGUGUGCGCUACAUGGUGGUGGUCUACACCAACGGCCGCCAAGACACGGAGGAGAACAUCCUGCUGGGCAUGGACUUCAUCAACAAGGACAGUAAGAGCUGCUCCAUAGGAAUGGUACUGCCACUCUGGAGCGACACCAAGAUCCAUCUGGAUGGAGACGGGGGCUUCAGCAUGUCCACGGCCAGCCGGACGCACAUCUUCAAGCCGGUGUCCGUGCAGGCGAUGUGGUCGGCGCUGCAGAUCCUGCACAAGGCGUGUGAGGUGUCGCGCAGACACAACUACUUCCCCGGCGGGAUGGCCCUCACCUGGAUGGGCUACUACGAGAGCUGCAUCGCCUCGGAGCAGAGCUGCCUCAACGAGUGGAACGCCAUGCAGGACCUGGAGACCACGCGGCCCGACUCCCCCACCAUGUUCGUCCACAAGCCCACAGAGCGGGAGAGGACAGAGUGCCUUAUCAAAGCCAAACUCCGGAGCAUCAUGAUGUUCCAAGAUUUGGAGAAUGUUACCUCCAAGGAGAUCCGCACUGAGCUGGAGCAGCACAUGAACUGCAACCUGAAGGAGUACAAGGAGUUCAUCGACAACGAGAUGCUACUGAUCCUGGGUCAGAUGGACAAGGCCACGCUCAUCUUCGACCACCUCUACCUGGGGUCUGAGUGGAAUGCCUCCAACCUGGAGGAGCUUCAGGACACAGGCGUGGGGUACAUCCUCAACGUCACGCGGGAGAUCGACAACUUCUUCCCAGGAACCUUUGCCUACCACAACAUACGGGUCUACGACGAGGAGGCCACAGACCUGCUGGCCCACUGGAACGAGACCUACAACUUCAUCAUGAAAGCCAAGAAGAACCACUCCAAGUGUCUGGUACACUGCAAGAUGGGCGUGAGCCGGUCGGCCUCCACGGUCAUCGCCUACGCCAUGAAGGAGUACGGCUGGUCGCUGGAGAAGGCCUACAACUUCGUCAAGCAGAAGAGGAGCAUCACGCGGCCAAACGCCGGCUUCAUGAGGCAGCUCGCCGAGUACGAGGGCAUCCUGGACGCCAGUAAGCAGCGCCAUAAUAAGCUCUGGCGGCCCGAGGCGGACUGUGAGCUGCCUGACGGGCAGCAGGCGUCGGCCUGUGGCCCCGACGGGCUGGGGGACCUGACCCCGGAGCCCGGGGCCCUGCCCUGCGACGAGGCCUGGGGGGGCCAGGGCGCCGGGGCCUCCCCCUGCAGGACCAUCGGGGUGGAGGUGGACCCGGCCGACCCGCCCAACUACAACUACUACUUCCGGCGGCUGUCGGACUCGGCCCUGGACAGCGACCCGUCCACGCCGGUGCGGGCCCCGCCCCUGCUGGACAUGGAGCGCGUCUUCAUCGAGAUCGAGGACGUGGAGCGCGACGCCCUGCUGGACGACGCCGGCUUCGAGCGCGACUGCCCGCUGCCCCACUUCGGCAUGCCCAGCGAGGGCACCGCCGCCCAGACCUGCUGCCGCCCGGAGCCCCUGGAGGACCUGCGCAUGCGCCUGGAGUUCAGCACCGUGGAGGAGGAGGACGAGGAGGAGGCGCAGAAGGAGCAGGCCGAGAUGGAGGCGCUGGCCCGGCCGGGCGGAGGCGCGCUGGCCGCCGGCGGAGGAGUGGGGGGAGUGGGCGGAGGAGUGGAGGAGGUGGAGGAGGAGAGGGAGGAGGAGAGCGGGCAGGACCCCUCUUGCUCUCCCGAAAUGGCUGCCCUCAAUCGCCUGGGCAACGAGAACUCCAACAACAACAACAGCCUGGGCAGGAAGCAUAGCUUGGAGGUGUUGCAUGACAGCGCUGGCAUCAAAAGCGCUCACAAACUCAAGCCUUCGUACCAGCCCUGCGCGGACUGCAUGCGGUCUCCGGGCGGCCUUCAGCGCUGUGAGCCAAUGGCUGUGGACCGCGCCCAGCAUCAUCGCCUUAACCCCGCCCACCCCGGUGUCUCCGUGGAAGUCCCCGCCCCCAGCCCUAGCCCCGCCCCCAGCCCUGGGCCCCUCCCCCGGCCCUGUGGGGCCCCGCCUCUCACCGCCAACGCCCACACGGAGGCGUGCCGCCAACGCCUGACCUCGCCCAUGAGCUGCGAGGGCCCGCCCCGGCCCCAGGACCCGCCCUGCGGCCCGGAGGCUGACGGCAUGAGCGAGGAAGAGCAGGAGGAGGAGGAGGAGGAGGGAGGGGAGGGGAAGGCCCUGCAGAAGCCGGGCUCCCCCCAGGGCUUCCUCACCCCGCAGCAGGAGUCCCUCAUGCAGCUGCAGCGGGCGGGGCUCGUCCGCAAGCGCACCGAGACGCUGGAGAAGCUCUCCGGCCUCUCCCCGGCCGGGGGCCCCGAGCAGAUGGACACGGGCCCCGAGGCGGCGGAGGACGGGCCGGGGGGCCCGGUGGAGGACAUGGAGGUGGACUGCGGCGGGCCCCUGGCCCCGCCCGCCCUCCCGGCCGCCCGGCCCCCGCUCACCCACGAGCUCCUGAAGAGCGUGGCCCUGACGCCGGCCUCCUCGCCGCCCGGCCCCGCCCUGACGCGCAGCUCCAGCAGCGACAGUCUGCGCAGCGUGCGCGGGAAGCCCGGCCUGGUGCGCCAGCGCGCGCAGGAGAUCGAGGCCCGCAUGCGGCUGGCCGGCCUCACCGUGCCCUCCCGCCUCAAGCGCUCCAACUCGCUGGCCAAGCUGGGCUGCCUCACCUUCUCCUCCGAGGACCUGAGCUCCUGCUGCUCCGCCCCGCCCGCGCGCCUCCUGCUCGCCUCCCCGGAGCCCGACGGGGCCCGCGAGUGGCAGCUCCCCGGGGCCCCGGCCCUCAGGGGCCACCCCGCCGCCAGCCCCCUGUUCCAGGGCCCCCGGAGCUGACCCGCCGGGGCCUAGAGUGGCGGAGAGGCAGGGGACAAUCCCGUCAGCACGAAAAAAAAGAAAAGAAAAAAAAUGUAAUAAACGUGUAUAUAAAUAUAUAUACAUUUAAAUAUUAUAAAUAUAUAUUAAUAUACUUCCACAUCAUAUUUAAGAAGAAGAAAAAGAAGAAGAAGAAGAAAAAAAAAAAAUCCAAAUCUUAUUGAUAGGUGGUUUCUGGUCCCAGGCUUUUCUUGCAUGAAGCUCAAUGAAUGUGUGUGCAGGUGAGUCUCUCGUGAAAGGCGCGCUCGUAGCCGAUGAAAGGGUGUUCGCUCCCCCCCUCCCUCCUUCCUUCAUCUCGCUGCCCCGUCAGCGAAGAAUCCACACGUUUCUAACCAUAAACCUGCUUCCUGCAGAACUUAGAGAAAAAGAACAGUAUUUCCCUGAGAUCACCCCCCCCCCCCCCCCCCCCCAUCCUGUCAAGACCAGACAUUUUUAUUGACGCUUAAUCCGGAUUAUUUAUUUCCCUCCCCUGAUUUUCAGGUACGACAUUUUUUUGUUUUCUGACUUGGGAAAUGUAGUCCAUUCAUGAGCAGUAUUGCGUAAUCCUGUAGUCCUCUGGCAGUUUGGAUGUCCUCGGCAGUGGACGGGUUGCCACGGGAGACGUGCUCAAAACCCUCAGACUGUGGUCUUCGUCCGUCACCUCUGUCUCGCUGGCCUCCUCCUCCUCCUCCUCCUCCUCCUCCUCCUCGCAGGGGGCCCGGAAACCGCGCCCCCCCACCGUCAUGGGGGUCUUCAGAGAGGACUGGGAGCGCUGGGGCGUUUUUCGGUUCAGGGUGCGGAACUGCUCAGAGCCGCUCGGCCGUGCCAGGGUUCCGGAAUCCUGCCGGGUUCGGAGGCCAACACUACUGACUGGAACGGUCUCCGGUGCAUCGAUUCCUGAGGAGCGACAUCUCAGCGACAGCUCUUGGAAAUAACGCUCGAAUAAGGUCAGCAGGUCCCUGAAGGCUUAGAAAGAAGUCCCUCCAGGGAAGCUCGAGAAAGAGUCGAUAUCGUUCUCGAAGUACCGACGGAGGUCGUUUGAUUUAGUCAAUUUUGAUCGGCGUAAAGAUUUUCUUCUUCAUUUUGAAGGUCGAUGUUUCAGAUUCGGGGAGGAGAAAAAAAAAAAAAAAACGUUUCCUUUUCUGGAAAUAUGGGAAACGAUGACCAACGGCACACGAAAUGUCUGUCACUGUAUCGUCUAUAGUCUGGGCAUGAAAGCGCGGGACUUUCUGGUCCUGAAUUAGUUGUUGGUGUAACUCGUGUGAAAUCAUGCAAUGUGUUUAUCCUGAGUUGUUUUUCAGAUACAUUUCAAUCAAGUUUCAAACUUUCGAAUAUAUCCUUAUAUUUGGAAACAAUAAACGGGGGGGGGGAAAAAAAGAUCUUUACCGGGACAAAAUUGACUAAAUUAAAUGAUAACAGAGGGACUAGAUGGGUGUCUUCAAGGAAGCCGUACAAUCCCCGGCGGCCUUUCAGUUGAUGAACCAUGACAUUUAGGGACAUUCUCGAUACACUGUCAAAGCCAUUUAGCGCAGGAGGGAUAUGAAGUUGCCUCACAUUUUGAGUAUUUAUUUAUUUUCCUUAAAACAAAGUGGCCAACGCCUUCCUCUUCCUAGAGUAUCUAGGUAGCCUGACUUCCAACCUCUUCCAUGUCUGAGGGGUUAGGGUGGCAGUUAUUGUUUUCCCCCACACACCGCCCUUUCUCCGUUCACGCAGUGGGCGAGGGCGAACGGUAGUAUUCAAUGGUAGUCUUGUGUUGUGCCGUCGCCAUGCCGACACAUCCUCAAAGCUCCCAGGCUGCUUCUCCUCUGCUCCCAUGAUCCCCUGCUCCAUCUCUGCAGAAACUCCAGGACCAUUCUACCUCGUGAGAUUUCACUGCAACGUUUGGCACGGGUGCCAUUUUUGGACUUUUUUUUUUUUUUUCCUGCUGUUGGCAGAAAGAAGUAGUUGGCCUGAAUAGGUAGUGAGUGGUGUGCAGACCGGUCCAGUGUCACUUUAAUCAACCGUGUGUGACUCCUGGACUCCGGUACGAGGGCGUGCAGCAGAGACUCCAGACUGUAAAUCAGCUACACUGGAUCAUUUGGCCCAGUGGCCAAAGUGACACAGAAAGCAACAGAGGUGGAAAGUCCAGGUUCAGAAAGUAAAAGUCCCAAUUCUUCCGCCGGGGAGCAGAACUAAUUACUGAAAUAAGCUGGCUCGUGGGUGGAAGAGACACAUGGGCAGGACUUUUACUUUCCGAGUCCCGGCCUUUCUGCCUGUGGAAUGCAGACGGAUGUAUUAUUAGUACUACCUGCUUUCAUUCUCCUCCUCUUCAUCACCUCAGUACAAUCUGUAUUUCUUUGUUGGUGUUGGAUCGACAAACCGUAACCCUCCCCCGAGUUCUCCUGACCUGGCUUCUCUCAAUUCAGUGAAUGUGCUGCCCGGGGGUGAUCACACCACCCGUAUCGUCUUCUAGACGAAAGGGUGAUGAGGUUUGGCACCGUGUCACGUUUGUAUUGCUCAUCUUAACGUUCGUAUUCAGUGACUUUCAGGAGUACAGGCAUUGAGAUCUCCCUGUUCCCUUCAGCGCAGCGACCACAGCUUAUUGGUUAUCAUAGUUGUCAUAGAAACGUGGCGCGCCCACUGAGUUAGGUGACCGGCCAUUUUCACGCGUGGUCAAAUGAAAUGAUGCUUCUGGAAAAGACUUAGGACCCUCUUUCUAACCGUUCCUGUACAAAAACCACGUAGGUAACACAAAACAUUUGACAUUGACCAGAGGGUGUAUUACCUUUGAUAUUAGCUGUAUUAUAAAAGUCAAUUUCAGUCUAUUCUGACACUCCUAAUCUGUAGUACAAUUGAUGACUGUAAGGCAUUGGAAGGUUCUCCAGUUCUACAUCCGGUCACUCUGCUGUGUUCUGACGGUCUGACUGGGGGGUCCGAUUCAGUCCUGAAGAGCUCUUUUGAAAAGCUUUUCCUGUCAUCGCUGGUGAGGACCAGGCAGUGGUGCAGUGAAGACCUUGUUUGGCACCUCGGUUGUGUAGAGAAACCAGGGGGCUCACGUGUCAGCCCGUAUUCGGGUCUUUACAACAUCGCAGCUAUUUGGUAGGAUUGGACGCAUUCGAACCACAGUGUUGUAGUUCAAAGCUUGUGGGGUUUUUUUUGGUAUUGGGACAAAGUCUUAUCUCUGUUUGUCUUCUCGCCAAUGUUUACACGGGAUCUUAAAAUGUCCGACUGCUGACAUUUCGGAAAAAGACGCGCGCUUUCUCCCAUCUAUGAUGUCAUAAGUGCCGCCAAAUGCCUACAGCGCCCCCCCCCACCCCAUCGCUUCCUCAAACCUCACUCCACGUCUCCUUGUUCUUUCAUGUCAUUCCAACUGUAUUCAACCAAAUUUAUUUAUAUAGUUUUUUUUUAUUUAUUUGAAUGAAUUAGUACAUAAUAUGCAAGUCUGUUUUGUAUACAGCCUAAUGCUAUUCUGCCAUUGAUUUUAUUUUUUACCAUACUCUAUGCAGUCAAAUUGGUGUAUCAGAGGCGUGUAAGUUCAAAGUGUGCGCGUGCAUGUGCGUGUGUGUGUGCGCGCGCAUGUGUGUGUAACAAGAGUAUUUACAUGAUUACUGUGAAUUAUUUAUGGAAAACAAAUAUUUGUGUACGUAAACAAUCAGUUUGAACGGGUGUACGCUGUACACACUGAUACGGUAUGUAAGUAUGCUAGUACACACUUGUGUACUGCAUGUAUACUGUAUGCAUGCACACACAGUAUGUACUAUAGGGCAGUAUGUAUGUGUGUACGUUUACUUGUAAGCUGUAUGCAUGUACUGUGCAUACAUAUGUCCUGUAUCUAAUUAUGUAUGUACAAUAUACAGCAGGAAAGGAUAGGGGUGGAGACUGUGUCUGUUUACCUGCUGAUUUGUAGAGAAGUCAUCCAUUUUGAGUGCACACACGCUGGUGUUUCAAGCAGUCGUUUCCUAAAUGGAACUGUAAAUCUUCUGUGUGUGUGUGAGUGAGUGAGUGAGUGAGUGAGUGAGUGAGUGAGUGAGUGAGUGAGUGAGUGAGUGAGUGAGUGAGUGAGUGAGUGAGUGAGUGAGUGAGUGAGUGAGUGAGUGAGUGAGUGAGUGAGUGAGUGAGUGAGUGAGUGAGUGAGUGAGUGAGUGAGUGAGUGAGUGUGUAAAUACACGCACAAACGCACACACACAAAUCAAACUCGUGCACAAAAUAAUGUAUUUGUGCAUACGCACGUGUCAUUGACCUGCGUGUACAGUUUGCACGUGUGUGUGUUUGUUUGUGUGUGUGUGUGUACGUGUGCCCGGGGGGGUUUACUGUCGAACUGAGACUUCAGUGAAACCAGGCUUUGAAUUUUGAUCAGAUCUUAGCAAGUCUCAUUUUGUAUCAUUUUGUUCGGCGUGUUUGUGAGAACCCCAUGGUUUCACAGAGCUGGGAGCCCCACUGGGAGUGCUGACUGACUCACCGCGCUCUAACUCACUCACAUUUCUCUGGCUUCUCUGGCUUCUAAUCAGAUUUUUGCAAAAAAGGCGUAUUAGCUCAAGCUGCAUCCAUUAACAAAAUCUGACUCAUAUUUAAAAGGUGGAUACGCUGAAGGCUCCAGUCACAGGCGAAGGCAUCUCCCCUGAAUAUAUCCUGUGUGUUUGUGUGUAUAUAUCUGCGCAGCGUCACACAUGUAUAUACUGUAUAGUGUACGGCGGUUAGAGAGGUGACGCUUCUCUCAUUUUCAUCUUCUGUUUACAACUCGUCGUCGGGUGUAGGGAUUGACAGGAUGAGUGGGAGCCAUUUUACGUAACUGACGUAGUGUUUAGAGAGGUCACCGUGAGGCUAAGGCCUCGUCCUCCUAUCAGAAGAGUCUGCUUAAACACUCUAAACGUGUAUUCUGUGCCCCGCCCGUCUAGUGUGAUUUCCCAACAACGUGGUGAAGUACGCCAGGUGAAUGUUUGGGAGAGGGGUGCGGGUUGUUCCCGUCUCCUAAACACCCUGUGGUGUGCAGUGAGUGUUUCCCCCACACUGCGAACACUCUGUUUAGCUCUGUCUGCUGCAUGUCUCAAGCUGUUCAUGACCGUUUGAUUUUGUAUUAUCUUUAUACAUAAGUGCCUUAACCCAUGUGACCCUAGGCAUUGUGCUCUGUGCGAGUGUGUGUGUGCGUGUGUGUCUGUCUGUGCGUGUCUGUGCUCUGUGUGUGUGUGUGUGUGUGUGUGUGUGUGUGUGUGUCUGUCUGUGCGUGUCUGUGCUCUGUGUGUGUGUGUGUGUGUGUGUGUGUGUGUCUGUGCAUGUCUGUGCGUGUCUGUGCUCUGUGUGAGUGUGUGUGUGUUUGUGGUCAUGUUUCGUUGCUGGCAUUAGCGGGCUUGCCACUUCCUCUCCAUAACAAGGCGGCCACAGCGCACACGGUUGGGUAGGUGUUCAGGAGCAGGGCAGGGCAGGGCUAGUGCAGGGCAGGGCAGGGCAGGGCAGGGGCUCGGGCAGGAGGGUUUGUUGGGGGUUUAGGGUCCUGGCCUUCCCUUGCGUCCUCCGGUUGGGAAAAUAACGUCCUCCAUCUCGAAACCCUUUAUUACGUGUAUACAUCUACCAAGGUUGCCAGAUUGUGUUUUUCAAUUCCAAGCUCUUUCGUGCUGUCUAAAAUAUCAGAAAAGACCAAAGUUGUGUUUUUUUUUUUCAUUUCUUUUUUUUUUUCAUUUGUAUUCUUUCCUUAAGCCAUGGGGGUUGUAGUUCAUUGAAAAAUGCACACCACACAUAACUGCAAUAGACGGUUUGGGAGCAAGCGUUUCUCAAACUGCUUGGAUAUCCACUCACUGGGUCCUCCGGUUGUAGACUUGGAUAUCUCAUCUUUUGGGAAAGAAAAGAGACAGAGGAGGAGAGAGAGAGAGAGAGAGGAAGGGAGAGAUGAGUUCUUCCUGAACUCAUCAGCAUACGUACACACCUGACCAGUCUCUGAGUGUAUAAUUGACGGACUGCUUCAGCGACACAUCUGUUGGUCCUCACAGGAAUAGAGAACAGAGUUAACUCAAAGGAUCACACUGAUAGUGACUUUCUUCCCUUUUUGUCAGGAUGUUUCACUGUUUUUGUUACCAUUUUCUUUUUAUAUUUAAGUAUGCAGUAACUUGUUUUUUUGUACUGUAUAUUUGCUGUAGUUUGAAUGCAUAUUGCACUUUUUUUUACAUUUGUUAAAACAAUGUACUGUAUGUGUUUAUUAUGAAAAUAAAACUUUUUCAUUCUA
Conger conger (European conger) is the source of this 9756-nucleotide messenger RNA. RefSeq names its product slingshot protein phosphatase 1a (gene ssh1a). Gene Ontology annotation, cellular component: cytoplasm. Gene Ontology annotation, biological process: protein dephosphorylation; negative regulation of actin filament polymerization; actin cytoskeleton organization. The record is from RefSeq and is a predicted model, not a curated record. Lineage: Eukaryota; Metazoa; Chordata; Actinopteri; Anguilliformes; Congridae. The transcript is spliced from 16 exons. Gene Ontology annotation, molecular function: protein tyrosine/serine/threonine phosphatase activity; actin binding. Bases 408 to 3545 code for a protein of 1045 amino acids.